AAAGCAGAGGAUCAAUCGAAUCGCGAGAGCAGAGUAUGGCUCCAAAUCAGAAAGCGGUCGCGGAAGUAGAAUCCAGAAAUGAGAAUCGAGAAGAGAGAGAUGCGCGAUUUUAGUUUCUCUUCCGAUCGGGACGGAGACGACUGGAGUUGGCGGGUGCAGCAGGGCAGAGGAUUGGUGUCGGACGAGGAGGGAGGGAGAGCAGCUCGUUGGUGGGACCUCGGUCGGUCCUGCGUGCAUCCAGCUCAGUGUCGAGUAGCAGCAGCAGCAGGGCUGACUUCUUCUUCUGCUGCUGCUCUGCGGAAAGACGAACAACUUUACGACUUUCUGUCGACGAUUUCCAUCUUCGACCUCCCCUUUGCAACAACUGCUGCUCUCUACUCUGCUCUACGAGAGGAGAUUAUUCCUUCCACGACGGAAGAACGCAUGUGCAAUUGCAUGCGGUGCUUUCCCCGGACGUCGCAACAUUCGAAAGAGCUGGACUAUUCUCGGACCUGAUAACUGCCCAUCAUUGUCGAGCUUGCUCGCAGCUCAUCAUUCGCUCCACCACACCUCGUCCGUCGUCUUUGACCGCCGCAAUUCCCACCUACCACCACCCCGAGGCUAUGGUCCCCGUCUCAGAAUUCUAGCUCUGAACCCCGAGGCAUCCGCACUGCCCCUCCCCACUACAGCUGCACCAUCACUCACAGGCUUCAGCUGCCGAACCGGAACCCCCGCUGCCUUGAUGCUCACUCCACACGUCCCAAAUCAGCGCACUCUCGCCCCCCAAAUGACCUCUACACGAAUCUACCGACAGCAAGCAAGCAAGCAAUCUCGCUGCCUCGGCGAUCAAGUUGGCGGUCGACUUCUUCGGGACUUUCACCCUCUCUCUCUCUCCCUCUCCGAGCAUCGCUCAGUUUCAUGCCUCGUCGGCGCGUUGCACCAGUUCCUCGGAGGUCGCCAUUCGGUCCAGCGUCGUCGGGCGGAGUUCGAGUCGCAGACUUUCUCGGGCGCAUGUCCUGAGGAGGCGAGGCGAGCGAGCUCCGCGAGAUAAAAGCUGCUUAAUCAAGUACGCACUUCGUUGUCAGGCGUGGAUUCUGUGGGAUGCUGAUUCUUUGCUUCCUGCUCAAUUUUCUCUCCCUCUUCUGCCCGAGAUGACGUGCCUUCUUCGAUGGAUCGACCAGCUAUGGCUCGCCGUGGCUGGCUCGCUGGCUCGCUGGCUGGCCAGUCCUCACUGACCAGGCAAGGGCCAUGUCAGUGUUCAGUACCGUUCUGUUCUGUGUUGAGUUGUGUAAGCUCCUUCUCUCUCUCUCUCUCCCUCCCUCCCUCCCUCCCUUCAGCUUGCUUCUGGGGCCAAUGAAGGCAGCAGGUGGAUUGUCAGCAUAUUUCUGGCGCCCUGCUUCACAUGAUUGAACUGGAUAUCUGUAAUCUGGCAGACGACCCACUUUACUCAACAUCUUCGUCUUGUGCUUCGACAGCUCGCUCGUGUACAUGCGAGGACAGCAGAGCACACGUACAGGCGCCCCUGCGUUUACAGAUGAUGCACUCUGCCUGCAGUACAGUCACGUCCGUGAGUAUGGUAUUGUGGUGACCAUCUGCACUCCCUCUCUGUGGUUCUGUCACCAGUUUUGAAAUUAAGCUCUUCCGACUCCUUCACAUGAGGUAGCUCAUUUCUCACGACUGAAGUGAAUGGAGCUCGAAGCCCUCCUCGCUGAAUCUGCUAGACAGAGUGUUUCCUCCUAGGUUGUUGUAAUGUGAAGUAAGCCAGGUAAUCGUUCGUUGGCUGGGCCUUCAGAGCUUCUGCAUUUUGUCAGGAUUUUUUUUAACACACAUUGAAUGUUUGAAGUCCUCCGUGAUGCUUGAUUCUUCUUUUUUUGGGCAUGUAUCAUGUAUUGGUGUAGUUUACACUUGUCUAACGUGUUUUAUGUCUCGAAUUCUCACAGAGGUAGUCUCCGCAAAGGGCGUGGCCGACCAAAGCCAAUGGAGUCAUGUGAUUUCUUUUUGCCAGGUGAAUGUGUCUCUGCUAGAUAUGGCUGAAGCUUGGAGUGAAGCUGUUUGACCACCCGUCACAUGAGACUGGCAAUAAGUCUGUGGCAAAUGUCUCAGGCGAGGAAAGCUUGAGAAACAUGGCAUUCAUGAGAACAUCCAAUAUGGCUCACGGCAGUUAGAGAAUUGAGUGAAUGAAUGCACGACGUCUGAGUAAAGCACGGCCUCCAAAGUCUGGCAACGAAACAGAGAAUGUAUGCUGGGCACCUGCGUUCACGACGUUACUGAUUCGCCCUGAAAAAACCUCAGAACAAGGAAGCUUCAGAGCCAUGGCAUUCAUCAUAACAUCCACCAUGGCUCACGGCAGUUGAAGAAGUGAGUGAAUGCACGACGUUUCAGUCAAGCACGCUCUUCCAAGUGUGGCAACGAAGCAGAGAAUGUAUGCCAAGCAGUUGCCUUUACGAGGUUGUUGAUUCGACGUGGAAAAAUGAUAUUAAAAUGCGGACCGGACAGCCACAACAGAUAUGUACGCCAUGCAUCGCCCCUCCGGCAGGUAGUUAGAUAUGCAUUGAAUUCGCUAAGGCAUCCUCGGCCUUCGCGUUCUGGAUUCCUCGAUUCAGUCUCGUUUGGUCACCGUACACGGGCUAUGGCAUGGGCUGUUUUUGGCUGAGUGAAGGCCUGGAGGCAGAAAACGUCGUUUCUCGUUCAGGAGUUGUAGCGACGUCGAUUUCGACACCCCAAAAUAUACUCUGUCAACUUAGUGUUAUCGGAGCUCAUGCUUCCACCGGCAUAAACGCCUCGACAAGACUACACCCAGGAGAGGCAACAUGGAUUUGGCUCGAAUCGUUAACCAGCUGCGCGUCGUAUUGUGAGCCUGGACUUCCACACGUACGAGUCCAAGCAAAAGAUCAGAGCUUCGAGGCUCAUUGUUUGAUGUGGAUACUAUUCCGGGUGGCAAGCUUCACAUAAUCUCUUUUUUCCUGAGCUAAAGAUAUCAAUUCUUCAGAAUUUCAGCUCUUUUCAUCAUUUCCCUCACAACAGGGCUUUGCGCAUCAUGUCGGAGCCCCACGGUCGGUGGCCCUGAAAUUCGCAUCACGACUCCAACCCCACGGGGAAAGGCUGUCCUGCUGUACAUCUUCUCCGCCACUGUUGGGCAUCGAAAGGCUCCGACAUGUCGUGCCGCUUGUGACUUCGCUUUGGAUGGGCUUCUAUGCAAGAUUGUGAAACCGCAACUUCGUUCAAGUUCGGUUGUGCAAGAUUCGUAGAGAGGUGGACAUCUCAUCUACGUUCCGAUGCAUAUUGUUACAACGAGGAAAUGGGGACUCGUCAACACGAAUCACGCCCAACGAAGAUGAAACAAGUGUUGUUACACCGCAUUCCUGCUAGACGAAAAUACUCCCUGGAUGAUAGAAGUCUUUGCACGAAUCGUUCUUCCGAUUCUUGAGGUG
This is a messenger RNA of Marchantia polymorpha subsp. ruderalis, 3410 nucleotides long. The record is from the annotation of a GenBank genome assembly. NCBI's taxonomy places the organism in Eukaryota, Viridiplantae, Streptophyta, Marchantiopsida, Marchantiales, Marchantiaceae.